Saccharomyces eubayanus is the source of this 2673-nucleotide messenger RNA. RefSeq names its product Rsc2p (gene RSC2). Gene Ontology annotation, molecular function: protein binding; chromatin binding. The record is from RefSeq and is a predicted model, not a curated record. Gene Ontology annotation, biological process: chromatin remodeling. The transcript has a single exon. Gene Ontology annotation, cellular component: RSC-type complex. NCBI's taxonomy places the organism in Eukaryota, Fungi, Ascomycota, Saccharomycetes, Saccharomycetales, Saccharomycetaceae. The coding region runs from base 1 to 2673 and encodes 890 amino acids.
AUGAUGCCUGAUGAAAAUUCAAACUCGUCCACUCUAAGUUCAAGCGCGCUGUACAGGGACCUAAGGAAAGAAUAUGAAUCUCUUUUCACGUUAAAGGAAGGUUCCGGUCUGGAAAUCUCACCAAUAUUCAACGUCCUUCCUCCAAAGAAGGACUAUCCAGACUAUUACGCAGUGAUCAAAAAUCCGGUGUCUUUCAACACUCUAAAGAAACGUAUCCCGCACUAUACAGAUGCUCAACAUUUUCUGAACGAUGUUGUCCAAAUUCCCUGGAAUGCUAAGACCUACAAUACAAGAGAUUCAGGAAUUUACAAAUACGCGUUAGUCCUCGAAAAGUACUUAAAAGAUACAAUUUAUGCAAACCUGAAAGAAAAAUAUCCAAAGUUGGAGUAUCCUGAUUUGGGUCCUUUGCCUGAUGAACCAGGCUAUGAAGAGUUUCAGCAGAAAUUAAGAGAAAAAGCUGAAGAAGCUGCGAGGGCAAAUGCUGCCAAAGCUGAAUCUAUCUCUUUAAUAAACUCCACCGAAGCAGCCAGGAAGUUGAGGAAGACCCGUACCGCUUCCGUCAAAAGAGAAUCUGAACCGGGGACGGAUACAAACAACGAUGAAGAUUACGAAGCCACAGAUAUGGAUAUUGAUAACUCCAAAGAUGCUGAUUUCCCUGAUUUGAUUCGGAAACCCCUGAUAAACAUUAAUCCCUACAAUCGCAAACCAUUAAGAGAUAAUAGAUCCACUACUUCAUCUCAUUCGGGCACUCCCCAACCAUUGGGCCCAAGGCAUAGACAAGUAUCAAGAACUCAAGUGAAACGUGGGAGACCACCAAUAAUCGACUUACCUUAUAUUCAAAGAAUGAAGAAUGUAAUGAAGAUUUUAAAAAAGGAAGUACUCGACAGUGGAAUUGGUCUAACGGACCUUUUUGAAAGAUUACCAGAUAGACACAGAGAUGCGAACUACUACACUAUGAUCACUAAUCCAAUGAGUCUUCAAGAUAUCAAUAAGAAAGUGAAAACUCGUCGUUACAAAGCAUUCCAAGAAUUUCAAAACGAUUUCAAUCUCAUGUUAACCAAUUUCAGAAUUUCACACAGAGGCGAUCCUGAGAGUAUAAAAAUCUCGAAUAUCUUGGAAAAGACAUUCACCAGUCUAGCAAGAUUUGAAUUAUCCAAACCUGACAGAAGUUUCAUUCCGGAAGGUGAGUUAAGAUACCCACUUGAUGAAGUUACUGUAAAUAAUAUGUCAUAUCACGUGGGGGAUUGGGCGCUUCUCCGAAACCAAAAUGACCCUCAAAAACCUAUAGUGGGCCAAAUUUUCAGAUUAUGGAAAACUCCAGAUGGGAGACAAUGGUUGAAUGCCUGCUGGUAUUACAGACCUGAACAAACCGUGCAUAGAGUGGACAGACUGUUUUACAAAAAUGAAGUUAUGAAAACAGGUCAGUAUCGUGACCAUUUGGUAUCAAACUUGGUUGGAAAAUGCUAUGUGAUUCAUUUUACCAGAUAUCAACGUGGUAACCCCGAUAUGAAAUUGGAGGGCCCUUUAUUCGUUUGCGAAUUUCGUUACAAUGAAUCGGAUAAGAUCUUUAACAAAAUUAGAACUUGGAAAGCUUGUUUGCCAGAAGAGAUUCGUGAUCUAGAUGAAGCCACUAUUCCAGUAAAUGGUAGGAAGUUUUUCAAAUAUCCUUCCCCCAUCAGACAUUUACUACCGACAAAUGCAUCUCCACAUGAUCGUGUUCCUGAACCAACGAUAGGAUCCCCUGACGCACCUCCAUUGGUCGGUGCCGUUUAUGUGAGACCCAAGAUGCAACGGGAUGAUUUAGGAGAAUAUGCCACAUCUGAUGACUGUCCGAGAUAUAUCAUCAGGCCCAACGAUUCUCCAGAAGAAGGCCAAGUGGACAUUGAAACCGGUACCAUCACUACAAGCACUUCAACGGCAAAUGCUCUUCCGAGAACAGGCUAUUCAAGUAGUAAAUUGUCUAAUCUAAGGUACAGCAGGUCUUCUAUGUCAUUAGACAACCAGCCCCCAGUUGGUCAACAACAGAUACCACUAUCAAGAGUUGGUUCUCCAGGUGCAGGCAACCACCUUACUGUUCAAGGUUUAAAGCAACAUCAAUUACAGAGAUUACAGCAACAGCAACAGCAGUACCAGCAACAGAAAAAAUCGCAAGCCUCGCGCUACAAUAUACCAACCAUUAUUGACGAUUUAACAUCACAAGCGUCAAGAGGUAAUUUAGGAAAUAUAAUGGUCGAUGCUGCUUCAUCAUUCGUCUUACCUAUUUCCAUAACAAAAAACGUAGAUGUUUUACAGCGUACUGAUCCACAUAGUCAAACCAAGAGAUCUGGAAGAGAAGAGAUGUUACCAUGGAAAAAGACGAAAGGUGAAAUAUUAUGGUUUAGGGGUCCCAGUGUAAUAGUAAAUGAAAGAAUAAUAAACUCAGGUGACCCACGUUUAGAACAGUCGUUGAACAGAUGGUCCGGCACCAACAAGAAAAGAAAACUAGAAUACGAGGAAGUGGAGGAAACCAUCGAAAACAUAACUGAAAAAGACGAAAAAGAUGAUGCGAUGGAACCGGAUGUGGAAAAUGAAAGAGACAAUUUACCAGGCCCAUUCGUCCUUGGGUUGAGACCUUCUGCAAAGUUCACUGCGCAUAGACUCUCCUUGUUGCGGCCUCCUUCAUCGUCUUCAUAA